Molecule: messenger RNA, 248 nt
Organism: Acanthisitta chloris (rifleman)
Lineage: Eukaryota; Metazoa; Chordata; Aves; Passeriformes; Acanthisittidae
Gene: IGFBP4
Product: insulin-like growth factor binding protein 4
Exons: 3
Biological process (GO): regulation of insulin-like growth factor receptor signaling pathway
Cellular component (GO): extracellular region
Molecular function (GO): insulin-like growth factor I binding; insulin-like growth factor II binding
Source: RefSeq, a predicted model, not a curated record
AUGCGCAGCAGCGGGGGCCCACACCCCCGCGAGGACACGCGGCCCAUCGCACAGGGCUCAUGCCAGAGCGAGCUGCACCGGGCGCUGGAGAGGCUGGCGGCGUCACAGACCCGCACGCACGAGGACCUGUACGUCAUCCCUAUCCCCAACUGCGACCGCAACGGCAACUUCCACCCCAAGCAGUGUCACCCGGCGCUGGAUGGGCAGCGGGGCAAGUGCUGGUGCGUGGACCGCAAGACGGGGGUGAA